Messenger RNA from Medicago truncatula (barrel medic), 726 nucleotides. Its product is annotated as blue copper protein 1a-like. Gene Ontology annotation, molecular function: electron transfer activity. The transcript has 2 exons. Gene Ontology annotation, cellular component: plasma membrane. The coding region runs from base 128 to 613 and encodes 161 amino acids. The record is from RefSeq and is a predicted model, not a curated record. NCBI's taxonomy places the organism in Eukaryota, Viridiplantae, Streptophyta, Magnoliopsida, Fabales, Fabaceae.
CAAAACAAUUACAUUUGCUAACUUGCUAUUCCUUUGAUUGAGAUUUUAUUCUAGGAAAUAAAAUUUUGACACUCAUUUUUUUAAAGUUAAUUUAGAGAAAUAUUUUCCAAACUCAAAUUUUGAUCAAAUGGCUUCUUCUCGUGUAGUUUUGAUCCUUUCUAUUUCCAUGGUUUUACUUUCAUCAGUUGCAAUUGCAACUGAUCACAUUGUUGGUGAUGACAAGGGUUGGACCGUUGAUUUUGAUUACACUCAGUGGGCUCAAGACAAAGUUUUUCGUGUUGGAGACAAUCUAGUUUUCAACUAUGAUCCGGCAAGGCACAAUGUUUUCAAAGUAAAUGGCACACUCUUUCAAAGCUGCACUUUUCCACCAAAAAAUGAAGCACUUUCUACAGGAAAGGAUAUCAUUCAACUAAAAACAGAAGGAAGAAAGUGGUAUGUUUGUGGAGUUGCUGAUCACUGUUCGGCUCGUCAAAUGAAGUUGGUCAUCACUGUUCUAGCCGAAGGUGCACCUGCUCCUUCUCCACCACCUUCUUCUGAUGCUCACUCUGUUGUUUCAUCUCUGUUUGGAGUUGUCAUGGCAAUCAUGGUUGCAAUUGCAGUCAUCUUUGCAUGAGAGACUUAGGAAGCUUUAUAUUGUUAUUAAUACAAGUAUUUGUGUUAAUCUUUUGGCAAUAUAUAUUGCUAUAUUUGUUUGAAUUUUUUGAAUUAUAUGAUUAUUUAUGUUAA